GUGAGAUAAUAAAUACAUAAAUUAACAAACAAGGCAAGUCCACCGAAACGCCACCAUCCACCUCCUCAGUUUCAAGCAUCGUCGGUGGUGAACGGUGGAUCACUGGGAGGAAGAACGACACUGUUAUUGAAUGGCCCAUAAAUUGAGAGGCGAAAUAGUUGGCUGAAAAACUGGGGUCCUUAGCGAGGAAUAUAGUCCUUCGCUGGAAGAGAGAAGGACGCGUUGUUGGUCGAGCAUCAUCCACAGCGAACCAUCAUUUUAUAAGGAGGAGACCAUCCAAACCGUUACAUGGAUUUUUAAGGGCAGUCUGGAAUACCACGACUGGUUGUGCUUUGGGGGGGACCAUUUUUGACGUUUGAUUCGUGAGGUUUGACGCCACGGAGAGAAGAUGUCGGGGCAGACGCUGACGGACCGCAUUGCCGCGGCGCAAUACAGCUUAACGGGAUCGGAGGUUGCUCGAGCUGUUUGCAAAGCCACCACUCAUGAGCAGACAGCACCCAAGAAAAAACACCUGGAAUACCUGAUUGAGGCCACCAAGGAGUCUAAUGUGAACAUCCCACAGAUGGCGGACACGUUGUUUGAGAGGGCCACCAAUGCCAGCUGGGUGGUGGUGUUCAAGGCCCUGAUCACUACACAUCACAUGAUGGUCGCUGGCAAUGAGAGGUUCCUCCAGUUCCUUGCCUCCAGGAACACCCUCUUCAACCUCAGUAACUUUCUCGACAAAACUGGCUCCCAUGGCUACGACAUGUCCACGUUUAUCAGACGCUACAGCCGGUACCUCAACGAGAAGGCGUUCGCCUACAGACAGAUGUCCUUCGACUUUGGCAGAGUGAAGAAGGGAGCUGAGGGGGUGAUGAGGACAAUGCCCGUAGAGAAGCUGUUGAAAGGAAUGCCCACUCUGCAGAGCCAGAUAGACGCCCUGCUGGAGUUUGAUGUCCAUCCCAAUGAACUGACCAAUGGGGUGAUCAACGCGUGCUUCCUCCUGAUGUUCAAAGACCUGAUCAAGUUAUAUGCCUGCUACAAUGACGGGAUCAUUAAUGUAUUAGAGAAAUUUUUCCAGAUGAAGAGAGGACAGUGCAAAGACGGGCUGGAGAUCUACAAGAGAUUCUUGACACGGAUGACCAGGGUUUCUGAGGUCUUCAAAAUUGCUGAGACCAUAGGAAUUGACAAAAAUGAUAUCCCGGAGCUCACUCAGGCCCCUGAGAGUCUCCUGCAGUCCCUGGAGACUCACCUAAACACUCUGGAGGGGAAGAAGCCAGAGGAUGUUCACAGAGACGAUGUGUGAGUAUUUUGCUGGAUCUC
This is a messenger RNA of Oncorhynchus keta (chum salmon), 1302 nucleotides long. RefSeq names its product clathrin coat assembly protein AP180-like. Lineage: Eukaryota; Metazoa; Chordata; Actinopteri; Salmoniformes; Salmonidae. The transcript is spliced from 11 exons. Gene Ontology annotation, biological process: clathrin coat assembly; synaptic vesicle budding from presynaptic endocytic zone membrane; clathrin-dependent endocytosis. Gene Ontology annotation, molecular function: clathrin heavy chain binding; SNARE binding; 1-phosphatidylinositol binding. Gene Ontology annotation, cellular component: clathrin-coated vesicle; synaptic vesicle; extrinsic component of presynaptic endocytic zone membrane. Bases 389 to 1285 code for a protein of 298 amino acids. The record is from RefSeq and is a predicted model, not a curated record.